GCAACAUACAUAAUGAAUAAACAAGGCAAAAAGCCCAUGAUCUCAACACAAAAAAGGAGUUAUGUUACUUGGACUCCCCAAAUGGAUAUGAUCCUCACGUCAACUUUGCUUGAGCAAAUUACUGGAGGGAACAAAGGCGAUGGAGAUUUUAAGCCACAAGCUUAUCAAGCUGCGGUUGACAAGCUAAGGUUGGAUUUGCGAUUGAAUGUUACGAUAGAUCAUGUCAAGAAUAGGAUUAAAGUUUGGAAGAAACAUUAUGCGACAAUCACUGAAAUCAGAACUUACACCAAAUUCAUAUGGGACGAUGAAAGGAAGAUGAUUAAGAUCCGAGUCGAAGACCUUGUGGCAUGGCAGGAUUAUUGUAAGGAUAAUCCUAGUGCCUCUGCUUACCAAAACAAGCAAAUUGACAACUGGGAUGAUAGUUGCACUCUAGUAGCUGUGGAUAGAGCGGUGGGUGAUGGUGCGGAGCAACAUGAGGAGUCGGCAUCAGCUAUGGAGGCCGAGAAUGAAGGGGGUAGCACUUCUGAGACACCUUCAGGAGAGUCCAACAAGAGACUUAAAAGGGAUCGUCUGGCAGAUGCGGUUAGUUGCUUUGCCGAAUCCUUCAAGGACUACCUUAAAGCAAAAGAUCCACCAAAACCCACUUCUUCUGAGGUAUAUGACGUUGUUUCUAAUGUUCUUGGUAUUACUCGACAUCAAAUUAUGAGGGCUGUGAAGAGGUUCCUUGGUGGCACAGUAGAAGAGUUUGACAUGCUCAAGCGUCUUCCAGAACAUGAGAAGUUGGAUUGGAUUUUAUUGUGCCUAGAAUAG
Molecule: messenger RNA, 810 nt
Organism: Beta vulgaris subsp. vulgaris (sugar beet)
Lineage: Eukaryota; Viridiplantae; Streptophyta; Magnoliopsida; Caryophyllales; Amaranthaceae
Exons: 2
Coding region: 13-810 (265 amino acids)
Source: RefSeq, a predicted model, not a curated record